UCCAUUUCUUAUGGAUUACAGCAUAAGUUAACGGUUACGGUCAUCAUAAAUCGACCUUAACUGCUAUAAAUUUUCAAAAAUUUUUAUUAAUAUUUUAUUGUGCGUCACAUAUACACACGGAUAUUUAUUCACCUUCUAUAACAAUCAAAACCAGAAAGACAUUUUUACUUUUCAACAUUAAAUAAACUAGUAAAAGAAAAUUACAUUAUCCGUAAAGAGGAAUGAUCACACUUUGAAUUGAUGUAUAUAUAUCAUUUCUAUACAAUCAUAAUUUUUCAGACUAUCACAGCAAUUUUACUUGAAAAGAACAAUAUUCCGACAAUUUCGUCGAUUUAAAAACAGAGCCUAAGAAUUAAUAGCGUUUGGUAAUGUUCGAACUUCGAGUUGUGCGUUGACGUUUAUGGUUUUAUCAGUUAUUUACGGUGUGCAGUUGUAACGUACGAAUAUAAAUUAUAAAAUGAAUGAACCUCAAUUGUCGACACUUUAACAUACAUGAUUCAACUGACGUAGAAACGGAGACCCUUCGACUCAGCAACGAAAGAAAUUUUUAGCACGGCUUAAUAUGAUUACGUUACGAGGCAAGCUUAAGAAGGAUAGUGACGUAGCAAAUUCAAAGAACAGGGAUUUCAAUAAGCGAGUCUCUGUGCGUGAUAAAUUACUGGUUAAAGAGGUACAGGAGAUGGAACAGACGCUGCCAACUACUUGUCAAGUUUCAUUCAACGAUCCACAUCGACUUCACGAAUUUUCGCUUUUAAUUGUACCAGAUGAAGGAUAUUGGACCAAUGGUCGUUUUUACUUUCAAAUUCACAUACCUGAGGACUACAAUAUGGCGCCACCGAAAGUGAAAUGUCUAACAAAGUUAUGGCAUCCCAAUAUAAGUGAAGAAGGUGAUGUUUGUCUUUCCAUAUUAAGGCAAAGUAGUCUUGACGGAAUGGGAUGGGCACCUACGCGGAAGCUGAAAGACGUCGUCUGGGGUUUAAAUUCCCUCUUCACUGAUCUCUUAAACUUCGACGAUCCUUUGAAUAAGGAUGCAGCCGAUCAAUUUAUUAAAGAUAAAGAGUCGUUUCGAAGUAAAGUUAAAGAUUAUGUAAUGAUAUAUGCAAAGAGAUGAUCUACAUUGUAACGUUUUAAAGUACAGACAAUUAUCAUUGGUUUCAUGAGUAUUUUUUGUCUUGGGGUGAACGAGUGAAAUACUAUUUAAAUUUGCUUUAGAAUAAUAAAUUUAGUAGAUAAAAGGUUGCAAUUUUCAUAUUGCAACUUCUUAUCUAAUAACUACACAUGAUGUAUUUUAGUUUCAUAUUUUGCUAGUCUAUUCUAUUGCAGAGAGAUCAUCUUCUCGACCUAUACAUUGAAAUUGGGUUGUUGUAGCGAAAUUUCGUUAAUGUAUAUUAAUUGUAAUUUUCAUUAUAUCUAUUAUGAUUUUGAUAUAUUACAUAUAUGAAGAGGGUGAAUUGGAAAUAUAUCACAUGUACAAUAAUAUUUGUUCUCUUCAAAAUACUGUAAUGCUAACGCGACAUCUCUGUAAAUAAAGUCGAUGUUUAAUAAUA
Molecule: messenger RNA, 1547 nt
Organism: Odontomachus brunneus
Lineage: Eukaryota; Metazoa; Arthropoda; Insecta; Hymenoptera; Formicidae
Product: NEDD8-conjugating enzyme UBE2F-like
Exons: 5
Coding region: 563-1111 (182 amino acids)
Source: RefSeq, a predicted model, not a curated record